Penicillium expansum is the source of this 1128-nucleotide messenger RNA. RefSeq names its product Major facilitator superfamily domain, general substrate transporter. Gene Ontology annotation, cellular component: membrane. The record is from RefSeq and is a predicted model, not a curated record. Bases 1 to 1128 code for a protein of 375 amino acids. Lineage: Eukaryota; Fungi; Ascomycota; Eurotiomycetes; Eurotiales; Aspergillaceae. Gene Ontology annotation, molecular function: transmembrane transporter activity. The transcript is spliced from 3 exons. Gene Ontology annotation, biological process: transmembrane transport.
AUGAGAGCUUUGACUGGGGUUGGCGGUGGCAUUCUGAUGCCCAAUGCCGUUGCCACACUCACAAUCAUGAUGCCACCCGGCAAAGCUCGAAACUUCACUUUGGCUAUCUUUGCAGCAUCUCCACCAAUUGGCGCCAUGGUUGGUGCCUUGAUUGCAGGUGCUGUUUUGAAAUAUACAGAAUGGAAGUGGCACUUCAUUAUCUUAUCGUGCCUUGCGACUGUUUCUUUCGGGGCUCUGUUAUUUAUUCUGCCUCGCGAAAAGCCAGUCGAUGAAGACGGAAAGGUUGAUUUUAUAGGCGCGUUACUAGGACUGAGCGGACUUUUGCUAUUUAGUGUGGCCUGGAACCAAGCACCCUCAGUUGGGUGGCAGACACCUGCGGUCAUUGUCAUACUGAUUCUGUCGGUGAUCUUAAUACUCUUCUUCUUCGUGUGGGAAAGUCGAUUUGCCAUUGAGCCGAUUAUGCCACUGGGAGCCUUCAAAACACCGAGUUUUAAUGCCUUGAUCUUCGUCGUUCUAUUCAUCUACAUGUCAAUCGGGAUUCUUUUGUGGUAUAUGGUUGCCUGGGAACAAUUGAUUAGAGACUGGACAGUUCUCCACAUUGCGGUUGGCUGGAUCCCAUAUGGAUUGGGGGCCUCGAUGGCUGUCACCAUGGCUGCCUGGCUUGUCACCCUUCUAGAGGCACAGUACCUUCUCGCUCUGGGAUGCUUGACUUCGUUUGCUGCUAGUGUGUUGUUGGCCACGAUGCCGGAGCAGCAGCUUUAUUGGGCUCAGGUCUUCCCGGCGACUGUUUUAGGCAGUCUGUGUCCUGAUUUUGUUUUUGUGGCUGCGCAAAUCAUUGCUAGUAACAGCGUUGAGAAACACGAGCAGGGCGUGGCCAGUAGUCUCAUUGGGACCUUGAAUCUUUAUGGUAACAGUCUGGGGCUUGGUUUUGCUGGUACAAUUGAAGGGCAGGUGUCCAAAAUGACCGAUAGCAGAGUAGCGGGCUUCCGUGCUGCGAUAUGGUUUGGGGCUGGAUUGGCGGUGGUGGCACUGGCUCUUGAUUUGAGCUUCGUGAGGCUGCGUCAUGAGGAUCGUGAAGAUUGGAAUUCGCCUCAGCCCGUGGAUCUUGAGGCCAUGGAAGCAAGAUGA